This is a messenger RNA of Manihot esculenta (cassava), 4005 nucleotides long. RefSeq lists its product as uncharacterized. The transcript has 4 exons. The record is from RefSeq and is a predicted model, not a curated record. The coding region runs from base 1 to 4005 and encodes 1334 amino acids. Lineage: Eukaryota; Viridiplantae; Streptophyta; Magnoliopsida; Malpighiales; Euphorbiaceae. Gene Ontology annotation, molecular function: nucleic acid binding; RNA-DNA hybrid ribonuclease activity.
AUGGUGAACAAGAGCUCACGGUGGCUCCGUACGCCGGGGAGGUCUUUCCGAUCAGAAGAUAAAGGAGUGGUUACUGGAGCUGCUUUAGCUAAGUCUCCUAUUUUGUCUCAACAUGCUGUUAAUUCCCAUGUACACCCAGCCAUGCAAUCUCCUACUGGGCUUACUAUUGUGGACCUGAAGCGGCGUCGUAUGGAGGAGGCAUUAAAUGAGGAGAGGGCCCAAGAUGGUGGUACCAAUGCAGGACCUGAUUCUACACUUUCAAGGGCUGCACCAAAAAACAUGAUUGAAGAAAUAAAAAAUUUAUUGGGUUAUGAUGAUUUUGUUUCUGUGGACUGUGUGGGGCAUAGUGGUGGUCUGGCUUUACUUUGGCGUGCUAUUGACUCUGUGCAUGUUCUAUUUCAAUCGGCUAGAUGUAUUGAUGUGGAGGUUGACUUAGAUUCGGUGGGUAGUUGGCGACUAACUGGCUUUUAUGGACAUCCUAAUCGUAAUCAUCAUCAGGAGUCUUGGGCUUUACUACAAAAUUUAGCAACUAUGAGCACACGUCCCUGGGUCUGUAUGGGGGACUUCAAUGACAUUCUAGCUAAUCAUGAGAAGAAAGGAGGCAGACGGCAACCGAAUGCAUUGAUUCAGGGGUUUCACAAUGCUGUAAUGGCAGCGGGACUCUGUGAUUUUCCCAUGAGCGGAUAUAAAUUUACUUGGGAAACUGGUAGGGGCUCAGAUCGGUGGGUUGAAGAAAAAUUAGAUAGAGUUCUUACCUCUCCAUCAUUUAAUUCUUUGUUUUCCCAUGCUAGAGCGGCUUCGUUGGAAGCUUCUUCAUCUGAUCAUCUUCCAAUACUGUUGGAGAUACGUCUCUUUAUUCCGACCCAGUUGGUCAGGAGAUUUAAAUUUGAGAACAGUUGGAGAAGAGAGCUGCAGUGCCGUGAUUUGAUCUCCAAUGUUUGGAAUUCGAGUGCCUCUGUGGAUGUGUUUAAUAAAUUACUUCGGUGUGGAGAAUUGUUGUAUAGAUGGGGGCUGGACAUUCGAAAUCUACAUAAGCAGGAGUUGGUACUGUGUAAGUUAGAUAUGCAACAUUUGCGGGGUUCUCGUUCAUUGGCGGAUGUUCGCAAGUUUGAGGAGGCUAAGAAGAGAUACCAUGACUUGUUAAGGGAUAAAGAAAUACAAUGGAAGCAACGUGCCAAAGACUUUUGGUUGAAAGAAGGAGAUUCUAACACUAGAUUCUUUCAUGCAAUGGCUACAAACAGAAAAAAGAAGAAUCUGAUUCAUCGGCUCCAAGACAGCAAUGGGGUUUGGUGUGAGAGGGGGCCAGCUCUCGACACUCUUAUUGUUGAUUAUUUUCAGGAUAUCUUCCAGGCAAAUUCGGGUGAUACUCAGCCUAUUAUUGAUCAUAUCCCUCACUGUAUUACUGAGGAAGAUAAUGCUUUUCUUCUUGCUCCUUAUUCACCUGAGGAAGCCCGUGCAGCAGUGUUUAGCAUGCAGGCGGACAAGGCACCUGGUCUCGAUGGGUUCAACCCAGGUUUUUUCCAAUAUCACUGGGAUAUUAUUGGGUCUGAUGUUUCAUCUACUUGUAUUUCAAUGUUGGCUGUCGGUACAUUCCCGGUAGAGUUAAAUGAAAUAGCAUUAGUUUUGAUUCCAAAGAAGACAAUUCCUGGGACGAUGGGGGAUUUGCGGCCAAUAGCUUUGUGUAAUGUCUUUUAUAAAAUAAUGUCCAAGAUGGUUGCAAAUCGACUUAAAAGGCUACUGCCUCGGAUUAUUUCUCCAUCACAGUCGGCAUUUGUUGCCGGGAGAAGCAUCCAUGAUAAUACUAUAAUUGCCUUCGAGCUUAUGCACUUUUUCAAAGGCAAGCGCUAUGGUCGUGAGAGUUAUGGUGCCUUAAAGAUGGACAUUAGCAAGGCAUAUGAUCGUAUGGAGUGGAAUUAUGUUUCGGAUGUCUUGGAUAAAAUGGGUUUCUCAACACAGUGGACGAGUGUGAUCAUGCACUGUAUUACUUCAGUCAGCUAUCAUAUUGUUCAUGAUGGGAAGGAAUUGGGUCCAAUUAUGCCUACACGAGGAUUGCGGCAAGGAGAUUCCUUGUCCCCAUAUAUAUUUAUCUUGUGUACUGAGGGACUUUCACAGCUUAUAUCGCACAAGGUGGCUAGUUCGGCUUUACAUGGUUGUCGGGUGGCUAGGAGAUGCCCUGAGAUAACUCAUCUCUUCUUUGCCGAUGAUAGCUUGAUUUUCUUCCAUAGCACUGCUGCUGAAGCUCAGGUUGUGAAGGAGGUGGUUUCUACUUAUGCACAGGCAUCUGGGCAGCUCAUAAAUUUCACUAAAUCUGCCAUAUGCUUCUCUAAGAACACGAGACAGAAUGAUCGGGCUGGUGUGUGCUCUGUGUUAGGCGUGGAAGAGCAUUCAAGUUUGGGCAAAUAUUUGGGUCUUCCAUCAGUGGUGGGCAUAAACAAAAGGGAAAUAUUUGGUUUUUUAAAGGACAAGGUGUGGCAGAAACUUAACUCCUGGAAACGUCGUUGCUUGUCCCGUGCAGGUAAAGAAAUCUCACUAAGAACAAUGCUCCAAGCACUUCCUAAUUAUGUGAUGAGCAUGUUCCUAAUCCCUAAGACUCUUUGUCACGAUCUCCAACAGAUGAUGAAUAUGUUUUGGUGGGGUAAAGGUAUUAACCAUGAAAGGGGAAUCCAUUGGAUGAGUUGGGAUAGGAUGAGUCAACCAAAAUUUUUUGGAGGGUUGGGCUUCAAGAAGUUAAGGGAGUUCAACUUGGCUAUGGUUGGAAAGCAAGCUUGGAAUAUUGUGACUAAUCCUUAUUCUUUGGUGGCAAGGUUAAUUAAAGCUCGUUAUUUUCCUGAUGCUAAUUUUAUCACGGCUUGUCUGGGGUCCAAUCCGAGCUAUUUUUGGCGAAGCAUUUGGGAAGCACAAUCUGUUAUUAAGGCCGGUAUGUGUUGGAAAGUUGGAAAUGGACAGCAAAUUCGAGUCUGGGAAGAUCCUUGGAUCCCAAAUUUGCCUUCCUCCUGGGUGCAAACAUCGCAGCCUGUUAACUCACAGGUAAACUUUGUUCAUGAUUUGAUGAUUAAUGGUUUUUGGAAUUUGCCAUUGUUACGUUCAAUUUUUAGUAUGGAAGAGCAGAAGGCCAUACUGUCUAUUCCCCUCCCUCGAUUUGCUGCUAGUGACAGAUUGAUCUGGAAGUUGGAGCCAAAGGGUCAAUAUUCAGUUAAAUCAGUUUAUAAAUUCCUAACUAAUAUUGGGGAUGGAGUUGUGGGAGGUCAUAUUAGUGCGAUGUGGCGGAAAUUAUGGAACGUCAGGGCUCCUCCUAAGUGUCGCGACUUAGUUGAAUCUGUGCUCCAUGUGCUGGUUACAUGCCCUUUUGCCAAGAGGGUAUGGCUUGCGUCUUCGAUUGGAUGGCUUUUUCCUCAGUCGGCGUCAUUUUUGACAUGGUUGUGCUCAGUUUUGCAGCUGGUGAGAAAGGAAGACCAAGCUAUGGUGGUAAUGAUCUGCUGGACUCUUUGGCAGGCAUGGAAUGAUGUGGUCUGGUCUUCGAAGUGGUCGAGCCCUGCUGCUGUGGUGUAUCGGGCUAGAACAAUCCUCUACGAUUGGUGUAAUGCGCCACACGUUGAUGACAGUUCUUCUGAUGCUGUGCCAGCUCCUCCACCGUUACAUUUCUGGGUUCCACCGCUUCAAGGAUUCUUGAAAGCUAAUGUAGAUGCAGCAGUCUUCCCUGAUGGAUUCAUUGGAGUUGGUGGAGUGCUUCGCUCAUAUGAUGGCUCUUUUGUUGGCGCUUGUCAACAUAGACUCCUUGGUUACUUCUCUCCUAAAACAGCUGAGCUAAUUGCCAUUAGAGAAGUUUUGAGUUGGAUUAAGAGGCUGGGUUAUGAUCAGAUAGUGUUGGAAUCAGAUGCUCUUACGGUAGUGAAGGCUUUGCUUUUUUCUUCAACUUCUGAUUUUUCUAGUUUUGGGUCCCUUGUUGAUGAUUGUAAAUCUCUAAUAGCAGAGAUGAAUUCAGUAUCUGUGAGUUUUAUUCCUUGA